Molecule: messenger RNA, 758 nt
Organism: Salvia hispanica
Lineage: Eukaryota; Viridiplantae; Streptophyta; Magnoliopsida; Lamiales; Lamiaceae
Source: RefSeq, a predicted model, not a curated record
UGAUUAUUUGCAAUUUAUUGUUUAUUGCCGGUAGUUUCCUUACGGAGGCGCCACCCCUUCACCACUUGAUUCGCCGCCGUCCAAUUUCACCUCCGCUACCCUAAUCCGCCGCCGCAACUCACACCUCAACACCUAAUCGCAGAUUUUUCUUCUACUCGCGAAGCGCUACUACAACUGUAACAGCAACCCCCUCAAUUGCUUCCAGCAAUUAGAAAAAAAUGCCGUCUCUGCAAACAGCAUUGCCUCCUGAGCUCGCCAACAAUUCCAUUAGGCUUUAUCGCGAAUGCCUAAGGCGAGCUAAAUAUAUUGGGCAAAAGAAAUUCAACACUGAACUUCUAAUUACUAUGGUGAGAGAGCAGUUCAAGAAGAACAUGCAUGAAACAGAUCCAGAUAAGAUUCAAAAGAUGAAGGAUGAUGCGGCAAGAGGACUGAUCAACCAUAUGCUAUACGAGUCUGAAAACUUGUCUGGGCGAAAAUUCAGCAAAAGCACUGAUCGAAGCUGAAUCUCAGGUGUGCUAUGCUCUUAAGUCUGGAGGCUGCCUUUUGGGAUCUGCUCAUAUGUUUCAUUUAUUAUCUUUAGUGAGAAAAGGAUUACAUUUUGAGAUGUGGGAAAGGUUUUCAUUUACUUGUUAUUGCCAGUAUAUGAGGUGCAUUUGAUGCUACCUUUGAUAUAGCGUCAUAUUGUAGAAUAACGUAGGCUGAAUCAUAACUCAUGUAUAACACGCUUAAAGACGAUAUCAAACUGAGCCUAUUUGUUA